This is a messenger RNA of Colletotrichum spaethianum, 705 nucleotides long. RefSeq lists its product as uncharacterized. Bases 1 to 705 code for a protein of 234 amino acids. The record is from RefSeq and is a predicted model, not a curated record. The transcript has a single exon. NCBI's taxonomy places the organism in Eukaryota, Fungi, Ascomycota, Sordariomycetes, Glomerellales, Glomerellaceae.
AUGGCUUCCCUCCUUUCUGCAUCAAAGCUCGGCGCUGUCUACGAUAGCAACAUUCGCCAGCUCGUUCUCACGGCUCAGGUCUCUGGUUUACCUAUCGGAGCCCAUUUCGAGCGUGUCGAGGGCUUCGUCGGUGGCCUCGAGUUCUCUCUCCAGGGGUUUCCUGGUGGCCCUGGCCCGGUGGGGAAGCAACUUUCCGAGGAUGUCACGACCAAGUUUCCCAUUUCUCUCCCUAUCCCUCAUUUCAACAACAAGAGCGUCUCUGUCGUCACCGCCGACGGCAUCAAAACUGUUGAGAUCAAGUACACCGGACUCGAGGGCGUCGCCCCCGCCACUGGCGUAGACUUCACCACUGAUCUCAAGGUCCAGAGCGUUCCCAUCGGCAGCGUCCUCACCCCCAUCAACAUCUUCCUGCCCGCCGAUCGUGAGACCACCUUCACAGCUAUCAUUGCCAAGGCCGAGGGGGAUUCAAAGAUCUCCGUUGUACCCACAUUCAACGAGGAGUUCCUCAGACUCGUCAACGCCACUGUCCACAACGGCGUCAUUUCCUACACCUUCCGCUGGGCCCAGCUUCCCACCGGUGAGGGCCAGAACCCCCAGCUUAUCAACGUCACCACCACCACCUACAACGGCCUCACUGGGCCUGCCGCCCAAACCACCCGUAUUGUUCAGGGCUACAUUGUUCACUUUGUCCUGCUCAAGCAGUAA